Maudiozyma barnettii is the source of this 1599-nucleotide messenger RNA. RefSeq names its product Ssp1p (gene SSP1). Bases 1 to 1599 code for a protein of 532 amino acids. The record is from RefSeq and is a predicted model, not a curated record. The transcript has a single exon. Lineage: Eukaryota; Fungi; Ascomycota; Saccharomycetes; Saccharomycetales; Saccharomycetaceae.
AUGCAACAAAUUUACGAUCUGCCAUCAUUAACAAAUCCACAAAUGAUGGUAAAACAAAACACAGAACCACCCAAUAAAUUGGUCCAUAAGAUGAAAUAUUGGUUCAAUCAAUCGAUUCUGAAAUCGUCAUUACAUGGGUACCGUGACGAUGAUACUGUUGAAUGUAGUCCUAAGACAGAUUUGAAUGAUGCUCCAUUGCAAUCGUUCCCUGUGACUCCUGUAAGAACGAAUGAAGGGAAGUUACAAUUGGUUGAAGAUGGAAGGGUCGCGAUAGAAGAGGGAGAUACACAAUUGUUGGAAUAUAAUUUAUCGUCAUUUCAUGGAGAUUUACAAAUGAAUAAUGAUUCCACUAAAUUUUUCUCGUCCCAAAUUGCAAACCAUUUGAAAUUUAAGACAACUUCUUCAAAUAAAUUAAGGAAACGUUUGGAUAUGAUUGCCAGCAAGAAACAAACCGAAGUAAAACAUAUUAAAAAAUUUAUAACUGAUAUAAAUCAUUGGAGUAAUAUCCCACUUUUUCAUAACGAUACAAACGAUACACAUCUGGUCAUUAAACAAAUUACUACUUUAUUUUCUCAAGAUGUUCAAUAUCAAGAAAAUAUUAUCAAACAAUUGAAAGCAAUUGUUAAUGAUUUAGAGUAUGUAUCUUUGAAGGAAAAUGAUUUAAUUAAUGAUCAUAAGAAAUUGGUUCAAGAACAUAAACGGUAUAACAACAUCAAAGUGAAAAAGGGUGCCAAUCAUCCAGAGACUAGUUUUUCUUUGGAAAGAGUCAUUACAGCUGAACAUUUGUAUGAAUCCAUGAAGAUUUCAUUUCAAAGAAUUAUCUCUAUUACAAUGAGACAACUAUUUCAAGACCUAAGUUACGAAUAUUAUUCAAAUAGUGAAGAUAUGAAGAUUGUAUCCUCAAGUUUAAUUAAAGAGUUUAUGAUGUCAUUGGAAUCUCAUAAUUUUCAAAAAUUUAAUAAUCAAUUAGAACAAUUAAAGAGGAAAAGAAACGAAAAAGUUUGGUCUCAAUUUUCAAUUGAAGAGAAACAAAAUCCAAUUAAAUGGGAAAAUAUUAAAAGUGGAAUUUAUGAAAAAAAUGAUUCUUUAUUACAAGAUAUCUAUAAAGUUUUACCAAAUAGUCAUUAUUCAAGAAGAUUAAGAAGAGUUAAUAGUUUUCCCUCAGAUACUUAUCUAAAACCUAAUUUAGAGGAUAUCGAUACAAGGAUUGAUUGUGGAUUUGAACAUGAUUCUAAUGUGAACAUGUACAAUAAAUAUGAUACUCAUGAAUUGUUAUCGGAUAAGUAUAAUCCAAUGUCAACAAAUACAUUCCUUUUACAGCCUAAAAUUGAUAAGAGGGGACCAUUUCCGUCAUCUUCUUCUUCUCCCCCUGCUAUGGCAACAUUGAAAGUUGUUGAUACAAAUAUAGAUGGUAAUGGAUCAUCUAAGACUCAAUCUAACCAAAAGCUAAAAUCCCAAAUUAUGAAUCCAUCUAAUUCCCAAAUCCCAGUAGUCUCGCAAGACAUCCAAAACAUUACGAAUGCCAUUAAUUUAUUGGAUAAAAAUAGUUAUUCGGCAGAUUUCGAAAACAACCAUUGGGAUGACGAAUUUAAAUCUUGA